Odocoileus virginianus texanus is the source of this 10136-nucleotide messenger RNA. NCBI's taxonomy places the organism in Eukaryota, Metazoa, Chordata, Mammalia, Artiodactyla, Cervidae. The record is from RefSeq and is a predicted model, not a curated record.
GCUGCCGCCCCCGGGCUCGGGGUGGCCGCCGCUACAGCCUCAGCGCAGGGACCCUUCCAUGAAGACUGAGGCAGGCGUAGCUGCGGACAGCCUGCUGACAUGACAUCAGCCACGGAGCUUGAAAACGUGGGCAACCAGCCACCGUACAGCCGGAUCAAUGCCCGCUGGGACGGCCCAGAUGAUGAGCUGGAUAAUGACAACAGCUCAGCCAGGCUCUUUGAGAGGUCCCGGAUCAAGGCCUUGGCAGAUGAGCGGGAAGUUGUUCAGAAGAAGACCUUCACAAAAUGGGUGAACUCACACCUGGCGCGCGUGUCCUGCCGCAUCACCGACCUCUACAAGGACCUGCGGGACGGGCGGAUGCUCAUCAAGCUGCUGGAGGUGCUCUCCGGAGAGAUGCUGCCAAAGCCCACGAAGGGGAAGAUGCGCAUCCACUGCCUGGAGAAUGUGGACAAGGCCCUGCAGUUCCUGAGGGAGCAGCGCGUGCACCUGGAGAACAUGGGCUCCCACGACAUCGUGGAUGGCAACCACCGCCUGGUCCUCGGCCUCAUCUGGACCAUCAUCCUGCGCUUCCAGAUUCAGGACAUCGUCGUCCAAACUCAGGAAGGUCGUGAGACGCGCUCGGCCAAGGAUGCCUUGCUCUUGUGGUGUCAGAUGAAGACGGCAGGCUACCCCCACGUCAAUGUCAUCAACUUCACCUCCAGCUGGAAGGAUGGCCUGGCCUUUAACGCCCUGAUCCAUAAGCACCGGCCCGACCUGAUCGACUUCGAUAAGCUGAAGGACUCCAACGCCCGGCACAACCUGGAACACGCCUUCGAAGUGGCCGAGCGUCAGCUGGGCAUCAUCCCGCUUCUCGACCCUGAAGAUGUCUUCACAGAAAACCCUGAUGAGAAAUCCAUCAUUACCUAUGUGGUGGCGUUUUACCACUACUUUUCCAAGAUGAAGGUGCUGGCGGUGGAGGGCAAACGAGUCGGUAAGGUAAUUGACCACGCCAUUGAGACCGAGAAGAUGAUUGAGAAGUACAGUGGGCUGGCCUCAGACCUGCUCACCUGGAUUGAGCAGACCAUCACUGUCCUGAAUAGCCGCAAGUUCGCCAACUCCCUGGCCGGUGUCCAGCAGCAGCUUCAGGCCUUCAGCACCUACCGCACCAUCGAGAAGCCACCCAAGUUUCAGGAGAAGGGGAAUCUGGAAGUCCUACUUUUUACCAUCCAGUCCCGGAUGAGAGCCAACAAUCAGAAAGUGUAUACGCCCCAUGAUGGGAAACUGGUGUCCGACAUCAACCGGGCCUGGGAAAGCCUGGAGGAAGCUGAGUACCAGCGGGAGCUGGCCCUGAGGGGUGAGCUCAUCCGGCAGGAGAAGCUGGAGCAGCUGGCCCGGCGCUUUGACAGAAAAGCUGCCAUGAGAGAGACGUGGCUCAGUGAAAACCAGCGCCUCGUGGCCCAGGAUAACUUUGGGUACGACCUGGCAGCAGUGGAGGCCGCCAAGAAGAAGCACGAGGCCAUCGAGACAGACACGGCCGCCUACGAGGAGCGGGUGCGGGCCCUGGAGGACUUGGCCCAGGAGCUGGAGCUGGAGAACUACCAUGACCAGAAGCGCAUCACGGCCCGCAAGGACAACAUCCUGCGCCUGUGGGACUACCUGCAGGAGCUGCUGGGGGCCCGGCGCCAGAGGCUGGAGAAGACACUGGACCUGCAGAAGCUCUUCCAGGACAUGCUGCAUAGCAUUGAUUGGAUGGACGGGAUCAAGGCUCACCUCUUGUCUGCUGAGUUUGGAAAGCACUUGUUGGAGGUCGAGGACUUGCUACAGAAACACAAGUUGAUGGAGGCUGACAUUGCCAUCCAAGGAGACAAAGUGAAGGCCAUCACCACAGCCACCCUGCAGUUCACUGAGGGGUCAGGGUACCAGCCUUGUGACCCCCAGGUCAUCCGGGAUCGUGUCAGCCACCUGGAAAAGUGCUUCGAGGAGCUGAGCAACACGGCAGCUGGGCGCAAGGCCCAGCUGGAGCAGUCCAAGCAGCUCUGUAAGUUCUUCUGGGAGAUGGAUGAGGCCGAGAGCUGGAUCAAGGAGAAGGAGCAGAUUUACUCCUCCCUGGACUAUGGCAAGGACCUGACCAGCGUGCUCAUCCUGCAGCGUAAGCACAAGGCCUUUGAGGAUGAGCUGCGCGGGCUGGAUGCCCACCUAGACCAGAUCUUCCGGGAGGCUGAGGACAUGGUGGCACGCAAGCAGUUUGGGUACGAGCGGAUUGAGGUCCGGAUCAAGAAGGUGUCUGACCAGUGGAAUGAGCUGAAGGACCUGGCUGCCUUUUGCAAGAAAAACCUCCAGGACACUGAGAACUUCUUCCAGUUCCAGGGCGACGCGGAUGAUCUGAAGGCCUGGCUACAGGACGCCCACCGGCUGCUCUCAGGGGAAGAUGUGGGGCAGGAUGAAGGGGCCACACGGGCCCUGGAGAAAAAACACAAGGACUUCCUGGAGGAGCUGGAGGAGAGCCGCGGAGUGAUGCAGCACCUGGAACAGCAGGCGCAGGACUUUCCCCCAGGGUUCCAGGAUUCCCCAGAUGUGACCAACCGGCUGCAGGCCCUCCGGGAUCUCUACCAGCAGGUGGUGGCCCAGGCGGACUUGCGGCGGCAGAGGCUGCAGGAUGCCCUGGACCUGUACACGGUGUUUGGGGAGACAGACGCCUGUUUGCUGUGGAUGGGCGAGAAGGAGAAGUGGCUGGCCCAGAUGGAGAUCCCGGACACACUGGAGGAUCUGGAGGUCGUGCAGCACAGGUUCGACAUCCUGGACCAGGAGAUGAAGACGUUGAUGAGUCAGAUUGAUGGCGUGAACCUUGCUGCCAACAGCCUGGUAGAGAGCAAUCACCCACGCAGUGCGGAAGUGAAGAAGUGCCAGGAUAACCUGAACACCAGGUGGCAGGACUUCCAGACCAUGGUGUCCGAACGGCGGGAGGCCGUGGACUCGGCCCUCCGGGUGCACAACUACUGCGUGGACUGUGAGGAGACUGGCAAGUGGAUCGUGGACAAGACGAAGGUGGUGGAGUCCACAAAGGACCUGGGCCGGGACCUGGCAGGGGUCAUUGCCAUCCAGCGCAAGUUGUCGGGGCUGGAGCGUGACGUGGCUGCCAUCCAGACCCGUUUGGGCAUGCUGGAGCGGGAGUCACAGCGGUUGAUGCAGUCACACCCCGAGCUGAAGACGGACAUUGAGCAGAGGCAGGCGUACGUGGAGGAGCUGUGGCAGGGCCUAAAGCAGGCCUUGAAGAGCCAGGAGGCCUCCCUGGGGGAAGCCAGCCAGCUGCAGGCCUUCCUGCAGGAUCUGGAUGCCUUCCAGGCCUGGCUCUCCACAACCCAGAAGGAUGUGGCCUCCAAGGACAUGCCCGAGUCCCUCCCGGAGGCCGAGCAGCUCCUGCAGCAGCACGCGGCCAUCAAGGACGACAUCGACAGGCACCAGGAGAGCUACCAGAAAGUCAGGGUGUCUGGGGAGAGGGUGACCCAUGGCCAGACAGACCCAGAGUACCUGCUCCUGGGCCAGCGGCUAGAUGGCCUAGAGAAGGGCUGGGACGCCUUGAGCCGGAUGUGGGAGAGCCGCAGCCAGGCCCUCACCCAGUGCCUCGGCUUCCAGGAGUUCCAGAAAGAUGCCAAGCAGGCUGAGGCCAUCCUCAGCAACCAGGAAUAUACCCUGGCUCACUUGGAGUUCCCAGACUCCCUAGAAGCUGCAGAGGCCGGGAUCCGGAAGUUUGAGGAUUUCUUGGUGUCUAUGGAGAACAACCGGGAUAAGGUUUUGAGUCCUGUGGACUCUGGCAACAAGCUGGUAGCUGAGGGGAACCUCUACUCAGACAAGAUCAAGGAGAAGGUGCAGCUGAUUGAGGACAGGCACAGGAAGAACAAUGAGAAGGCCCAAGAGUCCUCAGAGCUUCUGAAAGACAACCUAGAGCUCCAGAACUUCUUGCAGAACUGCCAGGAGCUCACUCUCUGGAUCAAUGACAAGCUGCUAACAUCUCAGGAUGUCUCCUAUGACGAAGCUCGAAACCUUCACAACAAAUGGCUGAAGCACCAGGCAUUCGUGGCGGAGCUGGCUUCCCACCAGGGGUGGCUGGAGAACCUUGACGCGGAAGGAAAGCAGCUGAUGGAGGAGAAGCCUCAGUUUGCAGCCCUGGUGUCACAGAAGCUGGAAGCCCUGCACCGGCUCUGGGACGAGCUUCAGGCCAACACACAAGAGACGGCUCAGCACCUAUCAGCUGCCAGGAGCUCCGACCUGCGCUCGCAGACCCAAGCUGACCUCAACAAGUGGAUCCGGGCCAUGGAGGACCAGCUGCAGUCGGACGACCUGGGCAAGGACCUGACCAGCGUCAACAGGAUGCUGGCUAAGCUGAAGCGCGUGGAGGACCAAGUGAAUGUGCGCAAGGAGGAGCUGGAGGAGCUGUUCGCCCAGAUGCCCUCGCUGGGAGAGGAGGCGGGGGAUGAAGACCUGAGCAUUGAGAAGCGGUUCCUGGAUCUUCUGGAGCCCUUGGGGAGGAGGAAGAAGCAGCUGGAAUCAUCCAGAGCCAAGCUGCAGAUCAGCCGGGACUUAGAGGAUGAGACGCUCUGGGUGGAAGAGAGGCUGCCUCUGGCCCAGUCGACCGACUAUGGCACUAACCUGCAAACCGUGCAGCUGUUCGUGAAAAAGAACCAGACGCUGCAGAACGAGAUCCUGGGCCACACGCCCCGGGUGGAGGACGUGCUGCACAGAGCGCAGCAGCUGGUGGCGGCGGCCGAGAUCGACUGCCGGGACGUGGAGGAGCGCCUGGGGCAGCUGCAAGGCUUGUGGGACACGCUGCGGGAGGCAGCGGCCGGCCGGCUGCAGCGCCUGCGGGAGGCCAGCGAGGCCCAGCAGUACUACCUGGAUGCGGGCGAGGCCGAGGCCUGGAUCGGCGAGCAGGAGUUCUACGUCUUCUCCGACGAGAACCCCCAGGAUGAAGAGAGUGCCAUCGUGAUGCUGAAGCGGCACUUGCGGCAGCAGCGGGCGGUGGAGGAGUAUGGGAGGAACAUCAAGCAGCUGGCUGGCCGGGCGCAGGGCCUGCUAUCCGCAGGCCACCCCGAGGGAGAACAGAUCAUCAGACUUCAGGGGCAAGUGGACAAGCAGUAUGCAGGGCUGAAGGACAUGGCGGAGGAGCGCAGGCGGAAGCUGGAGAACAUGUACCACCUGUUCCAGCUCAAGAGGGAGGUGGAUGACCUGGAGCAGUGGAUCGCAGAGAAGGACACGGUGGCCUCCUCCUCGGAAAUGGGGCAAGACUUUGACCACGUGACUGUGCUCCGGGACAAGUUCCGGGACUUCGCCCGGGAGACCGGGGCAAUUGGGCAGGAGCGUGUGGACAACGUGAAUGCCGUCAUUGAGCGGCUCAUCGAUGCGGGCCACUCAGAGGCAGCCACCAUCGCCGAGUGGAAGGAUGGGCUGAACGAGAUGUGGGCGGACCUGCUAGAGCUCAUCGACACGCGCAUGCAGCUGCUGGCUGCCUCCUACGACCUGCAGCGCUACUUCUACACCGGUUCCGAGAUCCUGGGCCUCAUUGAUGAGAAGCACCGUGAGCUGCCUGAGGAUGUGGGGCUGGACGCCAGCACCGCAGAGUCUUUCCACCGUGUGCACACAGCUUUUGAGCGGGAGCUCCAUCUGCUGGGGGAGCAGGUACAGCAGUUCCAGGAUGUGGCCACCCGCCUGCAAACAGCGUACGCCGGGGAGAAGGCAGACAUCAUCCAGAACAAGGAGCAGGAAGUGUCUGCCGCGUGGCAGGCGCUGCUCGAUGCCUGUGCCGGGCGCCGCACCCAGCUGGUGGACACGGCAGACAAAUUCCGCUUCUUCAGCAUGGUCCGAGACCUCCUCUCCUGGAUGGACAGCAUCAUCCGGCAGAUUGAGACCCAGGAGAAGCCCAGGGACGUCUCCUCAGUGGAACUCCUCAUGAAGUAUCACCAGGGCAUCCGGGCGGAGAUAGAGACCCGCAGCAAGAACUUCAGCACCUGCCUGGAGCUCGGCGAGUCCCUCCUGCAGAGGCAGCACCAGGCCUCGGACGAGAUCAGGGAGAAGCUGGAGCAGGUGGUGUCCAGGAGGGAGGAGAUGAAGGAGAAGUGGGAGGCCCGCUGGGAGAGGCUCCGCAUGUUGCUGGAGGUGUGUCAGUUUUUCCGGGAUGCCUCCGUGGCCGAAGCAUGGUUGAUCGCCCAGGAGCCCUACCUGGCCAGCCGGGACUAUGGACACACGGUGGACAGCGUGGAAAAGCUCAUCAAGAGGCAUGAGGCUUUUGAGAAAUCUGCGGCCAGCUGGGAAGAGCGCUUCGCUGCCCUAGAAAAGCCCACCACGCUUGAGCUCAAAGAGCGCCAGACCCCGGAGAGAACCGAGGAGGAGCCUGGGCUUCAAGAGGAGGAAGGCGAGACAGCGGGGGAGGCUCCCCGAGGUCCCCACCAAGCCACCACUGAGAGAACAUCCCCGGGGGAAGAAGAGAGGCCGUGGCCCCAGGACCUGCAGCCGCCACCCCCGCCAGGGCCCCACGAGGACGGGCAGGAGGAGAAAUCCAGCACAGACGAGAGGCCUGCCACAGAGCCCCUCUUCAAGGUCCUCGACACACCGCUGAGUGAGGGUGACGAGCCUACGACGCUGCCGGCCCAGCGGGACCGCGGGCACAGCGUGCAGAUGGAGGGCUUCCUGGGCCGGAAGCAUGACCUGGAGGGGCCCAACAAGAGGGCCUCCAACAGGUCCUGGAACAACCUGUACUGUGUGCUCAGGAACAGUGAGCUGGCCUUCUAUAAGGAUGCCAAGAAUCUGGCCCUGGGGGUGCCCUACCAUGGGGAGGAGCCCCUGGCCCUGAGACAUGCCAUCUGUGAGAUUGCUGCCAACUACAAGAAGAAGAAGCACGUCUUCAAGCUGAGGCUAAGCAACGGCAGCGAGUGGCUCUUCCACGGCAAGGAUGAGGAGGAGAUGCUGUCCUGGCUACAGGGCGUGAGCACGGCCAUCAACGAGUCCCAGAGCAUCCGCGUCAAGGCACAGAGCCUGCCCCUUCCCCCCAUCACCGGCCCCGACGCCAGCCUCGGCAAGAAAGACAAGGAGAAGAGAUUCAGCUUCUUCCCCAAAAAGAAGUAGCCUCUCGGGCGCCCGGCGGGUGAAGCCGGUGCGUCGUUGGGACGUGCAGGGACUAGCGCCUCCCUCCUCGGCAGGGCUUUCCUCCCGCCCACGGCCCGGCCGCCGCCGCUGCCUGCCUCCUGCCUGCUCUGAGCUGCCGGCCGGCCGGCCGGGCGCAGGCCCCGCUGCACUGCGAUCGCUGCCUUCGCCCGCCCGGCCCGGCCCGGCCCACGCCUGCCUCCGCGCCCUCCGCCCCGCACACAUCGAGCGCGGACUCCAGGGACGCGGCACCCAGCUCCGCGGGCCCUCGGGGCCUCUGGGUCUGGGGGCAGGAAACGGUUUUUGAGGCCCAAACCCUCCUCCCCCCACCCUCCUUACGGGGCACCAGCCCCCACCCCCCUAUUCCCACACAAGCUGGAAAAGAAGGCUUGAUAGGGGUUCCUCAGAUGCUGAGAAGUGAAAGUGAAGUCGCUCAGUUGUAUCUCUGCGACCCCAUGGACCCAAGCCUUCUCCGUCCAUGGGAUUUUCCAGGCAAGGGUACCGGAGUGGGUUGCCAUUUUUUCUCCAGGGGAUCUUCCUGCCCCAGGAAUCAAACCUGGGUCUCCAGCAUGGCGGGCAGAUGCAUUACCCUCUGAGCCACCAGAGAAGAUUCCUGAGAUGCUGCCCACUCCGAAAGCAAGUGUUGCCUGGGGCCCUGUCCCACUAGGUCGCAGCCAGGGGGAGAGAAGAUGUCCUUGGGAAGGCCCGACCUGCCCCCAGGGGUGUGAAGAGGGAGUCUUCAGGAAGCUCUGGGCCAGGGGCCGCUGCCUCCCCACCUCAGGGGUCACCGCAGCCCCUCCUCCCACAAAAAGAGGGGGCACUGUCCAAAAUCGUUGGUCGUAAGAGCAAGGGGCCUCCCACCACCUCCAGCACCUCCUUGCUGCCACCGGGCCAGGCGGCGGUUGGACCGUAAGCUCUCAAGCCGGCCCUCUUUUUUAAAACUACAGCUAGAGUUUAGGGCUCAGGCCGGAAGGUGGCAGUUGAGACUUCCACACUGCCCCAGGCGCCACCUCUCCACCCUGGGGUCUGCCGCACUCCCAGUAGCUGCCAGACCAGCAGUACCCCACUCAGACCCCAGGUCCCAGAGGGAGACAGUGCAGGUCCCCAUACAAGAUGGACACCGCAGCGCCUGCAUUAGAGCAUCCUAAAGCCAAAUCCUCCAUGCGUUCUGUCUGCAGCUGGCACCACCUGAGGGUGCUGGCUGGACCGACAGCAAAGUUCACGACCUGUCACCCUGAGGUGGCAGAUGCAGCCACACCUGGGUAUUAUAACCCAUGUAACAACCCCUGGAGAGCUGGGACAAAUGCUGGGGCUGGAGCCAUUACGAUGUGGCAAGUACCCUUGCGCAGGUCCUCCUGACGGGCCUGGCCUGAGUCAGGGGGCUACAUAGGUAUCUGCCCCCCAAUCCUGGGUAGAGCCAAAAGGGGUCCUGCAGCCUUUCUCCCCAGGGAUAACUGUUCUUGUGCUGCCAAAGUCAGACAUCUGGAGGGAGCAAACCACUGGUUCCACAGUAUUCUUUCCACUACCCUCUGAAAGCAAUACAGCUCCGGCCCAGCAUCUUAACUUGGGUUAGGUCCAAAAGUGGGCUUGAGUUGCAGGCAGCAGACACUCCCCUGAGCAGAGCAGAAAGGACCCUGGGACCCACAGUUGCUGUCUCCAUCACCUUCCCCAUGGGAAGGAACCUUAGACACACUGAGAGAUCCCCCAGAAGUGGGUGAGGCUAAGGCAGAAACCACAGGCAUAAGCAUCUAGGCCUUCCCAGGAGCCCCUAGUGCUCGAGAUCAAUUACUACUAUGUCAAGGGAAGGCAACUUCAGCAGACAAGAACCACAGGAGGGAAGUUCACUGAUGGGGCCUGACACGUGGUCCUAUCUUGGGAGCCAGGGUUUUCAUGUGUCCUCUAUCCACCUAUCCCUGUGGCCCUCUGUGCAUCCACAGGGAACCUAAUCUAUACCACCCACCAACCUCUCUACACCUAGGGGAAAUCAAGGCAGGAGGCAAAGAGGUAGUGACACUCACCUGGCAAUAACAAAGGCCUCAGGUGCACCUGAAGGCAUGUCCUGCUCCAGGAUAGAUAGCAUGUUCCUUGCUGAAGAGCAGGUGGUGGCAAGUCUCUCUUGGCUGUCCCCAUGGGCCAAUCUGUGGGAGCCAAGACACUAGGGGCCACCCUCUCCCCUCCACGUGUGCUUCUGAAGUGAGGAAUUUCAGCAAGCAACUCCACAGUCCCAAGAAUGAAAGGGCCUCAAGGAAAAGCUAGGAUUUUACCACCUCUGGGCCCCUGGACUGGGCAAGGGCAGCAGCCAGCUGCAUGUGACCUACCAUCUACCGACAACUUCCCAUUCCCAUGCACCCCUCUCCCAUGUCACACAGGCCCCAAGACCCUUGACCAACUGGAAUGAAACUGCAGGCACCCAGCUUUAGAACUCUGAGCCACAUUGGGGGAGCGGGUUAAGCUCCUGGCGCCCUGGCAAGGUUUUUUUUCUUUUCCUCCUUAUAUUUUCUACUUUGCAGUCUUUUAACAGUAUCCCCAAACAGCUCCAGUCCACACCAGCAUAUCAGGCUUCCUCCCCAGAGCAGUUUAGAGGAAGCUCCUUCUGGGCAUGGUCAGGUGGUCCCCCUGCCCUCUCUUCUUCCCCUUUGUCCCCUGGCCUCAAUGGACUGUGGCUGAGGGAGGUCAGGAGGGCCCUCGGGAGGCUUGGCUUCCCUGCCACCCCAGCCCUCCUUCCUGCCUAUCGGAGGGCACGUAGAGUCCCCAAGGGUGGCCCUGGAUCUCCUUCCUCCCUUCAGUGGGAGGGGGCAGAGAUCCAGAAGACCCCAUGGCUCGGUCCCUUGGACAAGCAAGCUCAGGGAGGAUGCAACGGAGGAGGCGGCGGCAGACGACUGCAGCCCUGUCGGGCACAGACCAUGCAAUCUGGGGCUGGCCCUGGGGCCAACCGGGUCGUCCUCCACCUGCUCAAAUGUGCUUCCACGAACCAGAGGAAACCCAUUUACUAGUUUUUCUAAUAAAUCAAUAAUGCUCCAUAA